Messenger RNA from Rodentolepis nana, 294 nucleotides. The record is from the annotation of a GenBank genome assembly. NCBI's taxonomy places the organism in Eukaryota, Metazoa, Platyhelminthes, Cestoda, Cyclophyllidea, Hymenolepididae.
GCUGGUCAUGAAGGUUUCUACCGAGUUUGGGAUUAUCCACUGAAUCCUAAAAGUCUUUCGUUGGGUGAACUUUAUGGUGAAUUCAAUAUGUCAACUAAUGAAUGGAGUGAUGGUGUGUUGUCUAGUAUUAUGAGACAGGCUUGUGCAGAUGAAAAGCCAGACCACAAGUGGAUCCUAUUUGAUGGUCCAGUAGAUGCCCUGUGGAUUGAGAGCAUGAACUCUGUCAUGGAUGACAACAAAAUCUUGACGCUUAUUAAUGGAGAACGUAUCUCGAUGCCAGAACAGCAAAUGUGA